Neurospora crassa OR74A is the source of this 873-nucleotide messenger RNA. RefSeq lists its product as hypothetical. The transcript has a single exon. The coding region runs from base 273 to 668 and encodes 131 amino acids. NCBI's taxonomy places the organism in Eukaryota, Fungi, Ascomycota, Sordariomycetes, Sordariales, Sordariaceae. The record is from RefSeq and is a predicted model, not a curated record.
UUAUUUCCAUUUUUUUGGUUUCUCUUGACUGCCUCGAAGCACCAGAAUCAGUCCAGUCAGUCAUUGAUAAAUAGAAUCACCUAACUCCUCAACUCACACCUCCCUCCUCUUGGCCUGACUUCAACACACAACAACCGACAACCAACCAACCACAAGAUCUUAUACACACCUCACACCUCACAAAAACCAAAACCCCCUUCUCACCAAACCACUAAACAAACUUCACCCUACCAUCUCUUUUCUAAAAACACAAAAAAAAAGAGAUACACAAAAUGCGCACCCACCUCCUCCCCCUCCUCCUCGCCGCAACAGCAGCACCCACCACCAUCCUCGCCUUUGGCAUUAACAACAACAACAACAACAUAAACCCCCGCCAACCUCAAGACGUAUUCACCAUCCAAACCAACACCAAUGCCAACAAUGGCUUGGUGCCCACCGCCACCACGACUGAAUCAACUUGGCACACGGUGCCUAGUACUACUACUGCUGCUGGUGGUGGUGCUGGUGCUGUGGAUACAGCUACGGUGACGGCCACGGCUACAAAGACGGCCACGACGACGACGUCGACAAGUACUGCUGGGGGUGCGAGGGUUACGGGGGUUACGGGGGUGAUGGGAGGACUAGGAGCGAUGGGGGUUUUGGUUGUUGGAUUGGUGGGGGGUUUGUGAAUGAAUGGGUUGGGGGAAAGAAGGAAAGAGAGUGGGGGUUGGUGAAGAUGGAAAAAAGAGAAAGAUGGGAAGGAUAGGUGUUCUUGGUGGUGAUGCAUCUGAGAGAUGGUUUUGGGGGGUUUGGCUUAACUGAUGCGACUGAUCGAUCGAAACAGUAUGAUUGGAAAUAAUAAUAUAAAAAGUACAUGACUCGUAUACAGAGCUG